Molecule: messenger RNA, 1272 nt
Organism: Colletotrichum chrysophilum
Lineage: Eukaryota; Fungi; Ascomycota; Sordariomycetes; Glomerellales; Glomerellaceae
Exons: 2
Coding region: 1-1272 (423 amino acids)
Biological process (GO): L-serine biosynthetic process
Cellular component (GO): cytoplasm
Molecular function (GO): O-phospho-L-serine:2-oxoglutarate transaminase activity; pyridoxal phosphate binding
Source: RefSeq, a predicted model, not a curated record
AUGCCUACUCGCGCCGACAUCACCUACUUCGGCGCCGGCCCCGCGCUGCUGCCCACCGACGUCCUCGAGACGGCGGCUCAGGCCCUGCUCGACUACAACAACACCGGCCUGGGAAUCGCAGAGCACUCCCACCGCAGCGAGAUCGCGACCAAGAUCCUCGAGGAGGCCAAGGCCGACCUGACGACGUACCUCGACAUCCCCUCCGACUACGAGAUCCUCUUCAUGCAGGCCGGCGGCAGCGGCGAGUUCUCCGCCACUGUCUACAACUUCGUCGGCGCAUGGGUCGCCCGCCAGCGUGACGCUGUGCUCAAGCGCCUGGGUGCCACCGAAGACACCCCCGAGGUUAUCGCCGAGCUCCGCAAGAUCGUCGACGAGAAGCUCAAGCUCGACUACCUCGUCACCGGCGGCUGGUCCCAGAAGGCGAGCGCCGAGGCCGCGAGACUGCUCGGCUCCGAGUUCGUCAACGUUGCAGCGGACGCUCGCAAGGUUAACGACGGCAAGUUUGGCAAGAUCCCUGACGAGAAGGACUGGAAGCUCAGCGAGGGCGCCGCUAUGGUGUACUACUGCGACAAUGAGACCGUCGACGGCGUCGAGUUCCCCGGCUUCCCCGCCUCCCUGGCACCCAAGGACAACGGCGAGGGACCCAUUGUCGUGGCUGACAUGUCCUCCAACAUCCUCUCCCGCAGGGUACCCGUCAAGAACUACAGUGCCAUCUUCUUUGGUGCGCAAAAGAACCUUGGUCUGACCGGUGUCACGGUCGUGGUCAUCAAGAAGAGCCUCCUCGCGGCGCAGCCCUCGCCCGCGCUGAUGCGCAAGCUGGGUCUCCCCAUCAGCCCCAUCGUUCUCUCCUACGAGACCAUUGCCAAGAACAACUCCCUGUACAACACCUUGAGCAUCUUUGACGUCUACGUUGCCGGACAGGUUCUCAAGAAGCUGCUGCGCACUUUCCCUGACAAGGCCGCCGGCCAGGAGGCUGUCGCCAACAAGAAGGCCUCCCUGAUCUACACCGCUCUCGAGGCGCACCCUGAUGUCUACCGCAUCGUCCCCGACAAGUCCGUUCGCUCCCGCAUGAACAUCUGCUUCCGCGUCACCAAGGGCGGCGACGUUGAUGCUACGGAGAAGGCUUUCCUCAAGGACGCCACCAGCAUCGGCUUGACCGGUCUGAAGGGCCACCGCAGUGUCGGUGGCAUCCGUGCCAGCAACUACAACUCCAUUCCUCUCGAGGGCGCGGAGAAGCUUGCUGCUUUUAUCGAGUCUUUUGCCAAGGCUUGA